Paralichthys olivaceus (Japanese flounder) is the source of this 1243-nucleotide messenger RNA. NCBI's taxonomy places the organism in Eukaryota, Metazoa, Chordata, Actinopteri, Pleuronectiformes, Paralichthyidae. The record is from RefSeq and is a predicted model, not a curated record.
ACACGCACAGAAUGCAGAUCUAAAACGACAUAAAUGCUGUUAAAUGACGUCCCAUCGUUUCCAGUUGUCUGUGCGCAUUUAAAAUGGAUUUAAUCUCGUGGAAUAUUUCCCGGAACCCUAGACCCUUGGUUUACCUUGUAGCUAGUCGGAGCGUAACUGUGAACGAACCAAACAUCAGUGGAGGAAACAAACAAGAUGUGAAACCAGGAGUCAGCAUGGUGAAGCGUGUAAAAGAAGCCAUAAAGAGGGAGACGCAGCAAAAGGAGAAGAACAUCAAGAACCGUCAGAAGACUUACAAGGAGCAGGAAAAGGAAAGCCGGGAAGCAGCGUUAGAGAGCUCCAUAAGCAACGAGAACAAGGGAUUUGCACUUCUGCAGAAAAUGGGUUACAAAGCUGGUCAAGGCCUCGGGAAGAAGGGAGCAGGGAGGGUUGAUCCUAUUCCUCUUAACAUCAAAACUGACAGAGGUGGUAUCGGAAUGGAAGAGGCGAAGAAAAGAAAGGCAGAGGAGGAACUUGAACACUAUCGACAGAAAGUACGAGUCAAGCAACAGAAUGAGACUAAAUCUCUGGAAGAUUUUAGGUCAAGAGUAAGGACGGAGAGAGAAGAGCGUAAGAUUGAGGGAGAUCUCAGAAAGAGUCAGAGAGCCUGUGAGCAGCUCGACAGUCAGAAGGGCAUCACUGUCCCCAGAGAAGACUGGUACUGGCCAAAACCAGAUGCUGAUGACGAGGAAGAUGCUGAUGAGGAGGAGGAAGAGGAGGAGAAGGAGGAGGAGGAGGAGAUUGUGGAAUUAACUUCAUUUGACAAACUGCAAAUUUUGACUUCCUAUUUGAGAGGAGUCCAUUUUUACUGCAUAUGGUGUGGGACAACCUAUAAUGAUGAAGAUGACUUAUGCUCUAAUUGUCCUGGGGAUACAGCAGCAGACCACGAAUAAACCAGAUACAAAUAUGCAGUGAUUCUGAAAAUGCAAAUACAAACAUUUGUGUAAGGGAUUGCAGGCAGCAGCUUACAUUAUGAAAACAUCAUUAGGGUAUUAUUAGCUUCUGAGGCAGUAGAACUGGUUAAAGAUUUACUCAUCAUCCCAUUUUGAUUUGUUGACCAUCAAUGGAAUAACAUCACUGUUUGUGCUGUUUGUGAGUGGACAUUGUUAUUCAGUUUUUUUGUCUUUACCUUUAGAAAUUCUCUGGGAAAUUCAUGAUAGCUUUUUUCCAAUAUUUAUUUUUUGAUAAUAUGUACUGUAUUUUC